AUGGAACCAGACGACAUAUCCCCACUCCGAUCUUUGGCUAUUGACCCGGCAACCUAUCUACUCAAGGAGUGGGAUGACCUUACUCUGGCUGCCAGGACACUUAUCACGGAGAAGCAGACAGGCACAGUUGUAUCGAGGAGCUUACCAAAGUUCUUCAACUACAACGAGAAAUUCGCGUACAAACCGACGGGGAAUGAGCAUGCUUUUGCCAUUGAGGAGAAGGUGGAUGGGAGUUUGAUCAGCCUUUUCUGGUAUGGCGGGAAAUGGAUGUUUGUUAGCCGUACGUCCUUCCAAAGCCCGCAUGCGGAAUCAGCUCAGCGCAUCCUCGAUACGCGCUACCCCGGGGCUCUCAAAAGGCUAGACAAAGAAAGUACAUACGUCUUUGAACUCGUCGAUCCAAAGAUGCCCAUCAAAGUCGUCUACACCAAGGAAGAUCUUGUUCUGCUAUCCAUCGUUGCAAAGGACGGGAAGGAGCCGCCUCAUAAUUUUGAUUGGACAGCUCUUUCUUUUUCAAGACCAAAAAGACAUGUUGCUGACACAGUCGCACCCAGCCAUCUCAGCAAGCUCAACCACGACAAUGAAGAGGGCUUUGUUGUAAAGUUUUGGACAUCUCCAAACGAUAGAUACCCAAAGCGAAUAAAAAUCAAAUUUGAAAGUUAUUUCGAACUCGCCGAAGGAUGGAAAGGCAAACCCUCCUCUUCCCCACGAAUGCCGCCAUCAAACUCUCAGAUCCUAGAAAUCUACAGUAAACACCGACUACAGAUCCAUCAUUUCAAGACUGACGACAUUGCUAACACUAUGGCCAAGCACAGGGAGAACUUUCUCAACUCACUUGAAAAGAUUGCAGAUGAUUAUGGUGGUGCACCUUGGUUAAAUAAAAUCGAAAAGACAUGGGACCGAAUAGACGCCAUCUUCACUCUCCAAGAAGGCGAGUUGACAGAUGCUAUGUCACGGCUGAAAAAGGAAGGAUAUAUUCCAAGUUUGGCAAACGCAAAAUCAAACAGGCUCAAAGAUACAUUUAGGAAGCGAAUGAGAAGGGGUGAUAUAAACCAGAAGCUCCGGGAAGCGUUGAUGGCGUGGUAUAUCGAUGAUGCACCCGUACGGAGGGUUGCAGCAUUUGUUAAUCAGUUGGAAAUACCGGUGGAUCUGCGGUCAACAGAGGUUUUAGGGAAAGUGGAAGAAUUAGUAUAG
Messenger RNA from Psilocybe cubensis, 1191 nucleotides. RefSeq lists its product as uncharacterized. The record is from RefSeq and is a predicted model, not a curated record. The transcript is spliced from 2 exons. Lineage: Eukaryota; Fungi; Basidiomycota; Agaricomycetes; Agaricales; Agrocybaceae. The coding region runs from base 1 to 1191 and encodes 396 amino acids.